Punctularia strigosozonata HHB-11173 SS5 is the source of this 777-nucleotide messenger RNA. RefSeq lists its product as uncharacterized. The transcript has a single exon. Bases 277 to 777 code for a protein of 166 amino acids. The record is from RefSeq and is a predicted model, not a curated record. Lineage: Eukaryota; Fungi; Basidiomycota; Agaricomycetes; Corticiales; Punctulariaceae.
CCCGAACCCGCUCCCGCUCCCGCUCCCGCUCCCCCUUCCGCGCAUACAAGCCCCUAUGCAUCCCUCGACGCCUAUAAAUGAGGGCCAUCUUCGCCAGGAAGAUCUCACAACUCAACCGAGGACUACACCCACCUAGCCAUCGCACCCAAUCACCCGUCAACUGUUGACCAGUUAACCCUCUCGCACAAGCCUCAUCACAAACAGCCGAUCGCAGCGCGACCUCCAUACCCAGGCAUCUCGAUACCCACAACCUCGUCCUCCACACCACAAGCCACGAUGACCGCCACCACCAAGACCUCGAUGCACGGCCCUCGCCCGCUCCCCAGCCAGCGACACGUCGCCUUCACCCACCCCGAGGCGACCUACGUCGGCCGCGCCGCACCCACGCCUGCGCCCGCCGUCACCACCCGAGCACACCAGCGCGCCGCCUCCGUCUCCAUCAUGCCCCCGCACCUCGCCGCCCCCGCGCGCAGCACCGUCCAAAGCCCGCGCCUCACGCGUCGCUCGACCUCCACGUGCAUGCCGCACCGUCCGCGGCCCGGCAAACCCGCGGGACCGCGUCCGAUCCCGCCGCCCGGGACCCGCACCCGGGUCGUCGUCGACAGCGACGACGAGGACGAGGAGGAAGAGGAGUAUGGCCGCCGCCGGGUGGAGAUGCCCGAGUAUCUGCGCAUGGCGCCCAAGAAAGCCGGCGUCGGCAAGAAGGCGAAGGAGCUUUGGAGGCGCGGGUUCGAGACCGUCAAGAGCGAUGUGCGGGACGUGAUCCUCCGGAUGUGA